CAAUUCUCAUUUUUUUUCCUUUAAUUUGAUUGGAGAAAAUAAAGUUGAUUUCAUACGGAAAACACACAGGCGCUGCAGAGAAGGGGAUGGAGGAAGGCACAGGAAUAGUGAAGCACAUACUGCUGGGAAAGUUUAAAGAUGGCCUAUCUGAGGAGCAGGUUGAAGAAUACAUUAAGGGAUAUGCUAGCCUCGUCAAUCUUGUUCCUUCCAUGAAGGCUUUCAGAUGGGGUAAGGAUGUGAGCAUUGAGAACAUGCAUCAAGGUUUUACUCAUGUCUUUGAGUCAACCUUUGAAAGUACAGAAGGCAUUGCCGAGUAUCUUACUCAUCCGGACCACGUUAAAUUUGCAAAUAUGUUACUUCCUCAACUGGAGAAAGUCAUUGUUGUUGACUACAAACCCACUGCAGUCCAGCUCUAAAUCAAUGUGGUCAUGACAUUGUCUCUAGUUUUUUUGUGUUCCUGUUUCUGAAUAAAAGUUUACCCCUGCAAUUCCAACCAAUUGGGAUACUUUCUCAUUUAAUUGUUGGACCUGUCUUGUAAGCUUGUAGCUCUGUAAUGUGUCAGUGAUCUGAAUCUCUUGAUGCUAAUUGCGCAGAAUUAUAGUCCACAUUCUUCACCUUGUAUAAAUCGUCCCCAGAGUUUGAAAACUAUAAUUUAGCUAAAACAAGAAAAAUUCUUAGCUGA
Olea europaea var. sylvestris is the source of this 682-nucleotide messenger RNA. Its product is annotated as stress-response A/B barrel domain-containing protein HS1. Bases 87 to 416 code for a protein of 109 amino acids. The transcript is spliced from 2 exons. The record is from RefSeq and is a predicted model, not a curated record. Gene Ontology annotation, biological process: pollen tube adhesion. NCBI's taxonomy places the organism in Eukaryota, Viridiplantae, Streptophyta, Magnoliopsida, Lamiales, Oleaceae.